CUCAUCUUCUUCGAAGUCGAAAACCAGAACCAGCCAUUAGCGCUGAAGCAUCCAUCCCUUCUUUAUCUUCCUCAGCUUCUUGCGUUAGGGUUAGGGUUUAUUAGCUCUUCUUUCAGAGCUUGAUUUCUGUCUUAAACCUAAACCUAACUUCUUCGUUCGAAUUCAAUCUCUCUCUCUCUCUGUCUCUUUGCCAAAACCCUAUUAUAAAUACCAAGUUAGGCUACUUUGAGGAAUCCUCGUCGACAAUGGCGUCUGCGGCUCAAAUUCACAUUCUCGGCGGUUCUGCGUUUCCAUCCCCUUCGACAAAGUCCGGUGUUGGGAAUGGAAGGCCUUCAAGAACUGUUUUCUUCGGACAGGGAUUAAAUGGCAGCGGCGCUUCGUUUGGGAUUCCACAGUCGGCUUUCCUGAAACUUAAGAGAAAUAGCAGGAGAGAAUAUGCAGUUGGUCCUGUUCGGGUUGUAAGCGAGAAGGUUGUCGGUAUUGACCUUGGGACGACGAACUCAGCAGUGGCGGCGAUGGAAGGUGGGAAGCCGACAAUUGUUACUAAUGCUGAGGGUCAAAGAACGACGCCUUCGGUCGUUGCGUACACGAAGAACGGAGACCGACUUGUAGGGCAGAUUGCGAAGAGGCAGGCGGUUGUGAAUCCGGAGAACACUUUCUUCUCUGUGAAGAGGUUUAUUGGAAGGAAAAUGUCUGAGGUAGAUGAGGAAUCGAAGCAGGUUUCCUAUAGAGUGGUGAGAGAUGAGAACGGUAAUGUCAAGCUUGAGUGCCCAGCCAUCGGCAAACAGUUUGCUGCCGAGGAGAUUUCGGCGCAGGUAUUAAGGAAACUUGUAGAUGAUGCAUCCAAGUUUUUGAAUGAUAAGGUUACCAAGGCUGUAGUUACAGUACCUGCUUACUUCAAUGAUUCGCAAAGGACAGCAACAAAAGAUGCUGGUCGGAUUGCUGGUUUAGAAGUUCUCCGUAUCAUCAAUGAACCCACUGCUGCUUCACUGGCAUAUGGGUUUGAAAAGAAGAACAAUGAAACCAUUCUAGUAUUUGACCUUGGAGGUGGAACAUUUGAUGUAUCAGUUCUUGAAGUUGGAGAUGGAGUGUUUGAGGUGUUGUCUACAUCAGGAGAUACACAUCUGGGUGGAGAUGACUUUGACAAGAGAAUUGUUGAUUGGCUUGCUGAGAACUUCAAGAGAGAUGAAGGCAUAGRUCUUCUGAAGGACAAACAGGCUCUUCAGCGUCUUACUGAGACAGCUGAGAAAGCCAAGAUGGAAGCGAUGAAAGAUGCUAUGGCUGCGCUCAACCAAGAAGUAAUGCAGCUUGGGCAGUCCCUAUACAACCAACCUGGGUCACCUGGUGCUGGGCCUGCACCUGGUGGAGAGGCCGGGCCUUCUUCAGGAUCAGCUGGCAAGACACCUGAUGGUGAUGUGAUUGAUGCGGAUUUCACUGAUAGCAGUUAG
Nelumbo nucifera (sacred lotus) is the source of this 1448-nucleotide messenger RNA. Lineage: Eukaryota; Viridiplantae; Streptophyta; Magnoliopsida; Proteales; Nelumbonaceae. The record is from RefSeq and is a predicted model, not a curated record.